AUGGCUGUGCUGAGCAUCGCCAACCUCGCUCUCUUAGGCGUUGGUUACGUCGUCUUGAGUUUUGCUUAUCAGAUUGUCAAGUAUCGCUUCUUUCACCCUCUCGCCAAAUUCCCCGGCAACUUCUGGGGCAGUGUGACGAGGCUAUGGAUCACCUAUCACAACGUGAAGGCUGAUGAAUGCGCGACGUUUCAGAAGCUUCACCAACAGCAUGGACCCGUUAUCAGGAUUACACCGACGAUGCUGCUCGUGAGUGAUGCGACAAAGCUCCCUCUGAUAUACAGUCGCGGUGCGAGCAAGUCCAAGCAUUACAUCACGGGGAGCUUUGGAAAGGAGGAGUCCCUGUUCAACAUGCAAGAUUCUGCCGUACAUGCCAAGUACCGCAAAAUCGCCGCGUCUCCCUACAGCUUCAGCAACAUCAAAAGGAUGGAGCCAUUGAUCGACCUCAACAUCCAAGCCUGGAUGGACAAGCUGCAGGAAAAGUUUGCCUCGACACAAGAGCCGUUCGACUUUGCGCCGUGGGCCGUGUACAUGGCGUAUGACAUUAUUUCAGAGGUCGGCUUUGGUGCCCCGUUUGGCUUUGUCAAGGCUGGCAAGGAUGUCGAGGGCCUGAUCAAGGGAUUCCAUGAUGGUCUUACACCUUUCGGUAUCAUGGCGAGGCUGUAUCCUUUUACCAAUUGGGUCAAGGGCACGUUUUUGGGCAAGUACAUGGUUGCAAGUCCCGAGCAGGAUUCAGGUAUUGGAACCUUGAUGCGGUUCCGAGACCGUUUAAUCCAGCAGCGGUUCAAGGACAUUGAAAACGGCACCACCAGUGGCCGCAUUGACCUGCUCCAAACGUUCAUCGACGCGAGAGACGAAAAGGGUGAGCCCCUGGACAUCAACUACAUCAAGGCCGAAAUUUUGCUUGUCCUCCUUGCUGGAGCAGACACUACUGGAACCGCAUUCCAGGCCAUGAUGGUGCACAUCUUGAGCAACCCUUCCGUGUACGACAAGCUCCUGGGUGAGCUUGACGAGGCAACCCGCACCAACAAACUAUCCGCCAUGCCCCAGUACGAAGAAGUCAUGGCUCACUGUCCCUAUUACAUCGCCUGCGUCAAAGAGAGCAUGCGUCUGAACCCCUCAGCACCAAACAUCUUUCCCCGUCUUGCGCCAAAGGGGGGGCUAGAACUAUACGGCGAGUUUAUCCCUGAGGGCACGGAACUAACUUGCAACCCAUGGCUUGUGCAUCGCGACCCCAACAUCUACGGCGAAGAUGCCCAAGUGUUUAGGCCUGAACGGUGGCUUGAUGAGGACAAGGCCAAGAUCUUCAACAAGUACAGCAUGGGAUUCGGGUAUGGAGCGCGUGUUUGCCUCGGGCAAGAUAUUGCGCGGAUGGAGCUGUACAAGGCACCACUGCAGUUCUUCAGGACGUUCAAAGUGGAGCUGGCAGAUGAGAAGAAGCCAGGCACAUAUGUUGUAAAGGGGGGUGUGAGCUAUUUCGAGGACAUGUACAUUAAGAUCCAGAGGCGGGGAGAAUCAGGUCGGGCGGCUUGA
Fusarium keratoplasticum is the source of this 1530-nucleotide messenger RNA. RefSeq lists its product as uncharacterized. The transcript is spliced from 3 exons. The record is from RefSeq and is a predicted model, not a curated record. Gene Ontology annotation, molecular function: oxidoreductase activity, acting on paired donors, with incorporation or reduction of molecular oxygen; monooxygenase activity; heme binding. Lineage: Eukaryota; Fungi; Ascomycota; Sordariomycetes; Hypocreales; Nectriaceae. The coding region runs from base 1 to 1530 and encodes 509 amino acids.